GGGAAGAAAGGUCAGAAAUCGACGGCAGAAGGAAAGAAUUACUGCAGUAAAGAGGAUUAUCUCUUUUUAAACUAACUACUUCUUAUAAUUGAACCGCUUAACUUCUCGGGAUUUAACGCGUAGUAUUGGCAGUUUACCCAACAAUGUAAACGGGAGCGCGUGAAGGUUGCCUUUGACGUUUGCUGACUACAUUUUGGCUAGCAUUAGGCUAGCAGCUGCAUUGUAGUGUUUUCGCUUGAUUUGGCUAACGCGGAACUCAUAGAUCUUCCUUCCUGUUCAGAGGAAAGGCUCCAGACUGCCUGAGUGAUGGUUUUCUGUCUUUUUCAAGAAGAUGGAUGUAAAAUCCAGCGGCACCAACAACCAUCAGCGACUGCUGGUCGUUCUGUUGAUGGUGUUGCUCUUUGGCGUCAUCAUGAUCCAGUAUGUGUGCCCCGGCAGGUCGGAAUGCCGCGUGCUACACCAGCUCGGAUCCUUGUUUACCAUCGUCGGUGCAACUGGUUCUCGAACCAGUGGCAAUGAGCUGCAGGACGGGCUCCAGAAAGAUCCGUACAUCGCAGAGGACAGUGCUUUAUCCCGGUUUGUCCCUCGAUUUAACUUCACCAAAGACGAUCUUAACCGCGGCGUAGAUUUCAACAUCAAAGGGGAUGAUGUCAUCGUUUUCCUGCACAUUCAAAAGACAGGGGGCACGACGUUUGGUCGACACUUGGUACGGAAUAUUAAAUUAGAAAGACCGUGUGAGUGCCACGCGGGUCAGAAGAAAUGCACCUGUUUGCGGCCAGGUAAGAUGGAAACCUGGCUGUUUUCCCGGUUCUCCACGGGCUGGAGCUGUGGGCUCCAUGCAGACUGGACCGAGCUGACCAGCUGUGUCCCUUCAAGAAUGGACUCCAGAGAAGUUCCCAAGAACUCGCCCAUAAGAAACUAUUAUUAUAUAACGAUCUUAAGAGAUCCAGUGUCAAGGUACCUGAGCGAGUGGCGUCAUGUGCAGCGUGGUGCUACGUGGAAGGCCUCCUUACAUGUUUGUGAUGGACGCUCACCAACGUUGUCAGAGCUGCCGAGCUGCUAUUCAGGGGAUGACUGGUCAGGCUGCUCCCUGCAGGAGUUCAUGGACUGCCCCUACAACCUGGCCAACAACCGACAAACCCGCAUGCUGGCUGACCUCAGUCUGGUGGGCUGCUACAAUGUCUCUACCAUGACUGAGGAAGAACGCUGGGCAGUGCUUCUAGAGAGUGCCAAACGCAAUCUUCGGGGCAUGGCCUUCUUUGGCCUCACAGAGUACCAGCGUAAGACCCAAUACCUCUUCGAACGAACUUUUAACUUGGAGUUCAUUGCACCCUUCACACAGCUGAAUGGCACCCGUGCGUCCACUGUCGACGUACCGCCUGGGACGCAGCAGAGGAUCCUCGAACUUAACAGAUGGGAUGUAAAAUUGUACGAGUAUGCACGGGACCUUUUCUUGCAGCGCUUUCAGGUAACGAGGCAGCAGGAACGGAGACAGGCCAGGGAAAGGCGUCAGGAGCAGAGGAGACGGGUCAGGGGACGGUUCCCCUCAAAGCAGGGCUUACCUCAGAAGACUACAGAAACGCCACACACUGUUGUAACAGAAGAGCCUCAGAGGGAGAAGGCUGCCGGGAACGACGUCGAUUCUAAAGGGCUGCUCCCAGACUGGUGGGAUCUGGAUGAUAAUAGCACAGACGAGGAUUACACCGACAAUGUAGAGCAGUGGUAGCAGUAGGAUGUUUAAAACACAAAGUGUGCCAUAAUACUGCCUUGUCUGGUUUUAAUAAUUCAAGCUAAUGUCAUUAUGCACCUUUCAUUUUUUAUUUUAAAUUUUAAUGGUUUUUCAAACUACACAAUAAUUUAUUGAUGUUGGUUGCUUUUUGUUUACUUAUGGUACUGUUUUUAAAACAAGUCUCAGACCUUUUGGUGGUGGUAGUUUUCUGCUAUCUUCUGGAAUUUAAAUUCAUGUGACUUUGAACCAGAUCUUUUUUUUUUUAAUUUUUAUUUUUGUACUCUUACGUGAUGUCUUAUAUGUGGUUUUCUGCAUUUAGUUUUACCAAGUUAAAAAUAAAUCUAAACGCAUAUAUUUACAAAUGUACUUGUAUUUAUGUUUUGCAGCAGAAAGGAAGAGUGGAACUUUUAUAUAUACCUCAGUGCGUGGCAUAAACUGCUUAUGCUGUUAAAUAACUGAAUGUCUGUCUUUUUUUAAAUAAAAAUGGAUUUGCAUUUUCAGAAACUGUUGUUUUCUUGUUGUGCAAACUAUUAAAACUUCUUGAAAGGCCA
This is a messenger RNA of Oryzias latipes (Japanese medaka), 2280 nucleotides long. It is a transcript of the gene hs6st2, whose product is annotated as heparan sulfate 6-O-sulfotransferase 2. Gene Ontology annotation, molecular function: heparan sulfate 6-sulfotransferase activity. The record is from RefSeq and is a predicted model, not a curated record. Lineage: Eukaryota; Metazoa; Chordata; Actinopteri; Beloniformes; Adrianichthyidae. Gene Ontology annotation, cellular component: membrane.